AUGGAGGUGGAGGAGAUUCAAGCCCAAGCCUGUAAGUUCCCAAGAAUUGGAAAUGGCAGUAGCAGAGCCACUAACCCAGCUGCCGACGACGAAGAUCAAGACCCAUCGUGCCUAGACCUCAAGAGGGAUACCACUGCGGACGCCGGCAACCGCCUCCGCGGGUGGCACCACUCCCGCAUCAUCCGCGUCUCGAGGGCCUCCGGCGGCAAAGAUCGGCACAGCAAGGUGUGGACUUCAAAGGGGCUCAGAGACCGGAGGGUACGGUUGUCUGUAACCACAGCCAUUCAGUUCUAUGAUCUUCAAGAUCGGCUGGGUUACGACCAACCCAGCAAAGCAGUGGAGUGGCUGAUCAAAGCUGCCGCUGACGCCAUAGCUGAGCUUCCAUCUCUCAACAAUUCCUUCCCUGACACUCCCAAGCAGCUCAGUGAUGAGAAGAGGGCGAGUUGUGAGCAUGGGUUUGAUUCAGCUGAGGUUGAGCUCGAGGGGCACGGCCAUGGCGACCCCAAUUAUCAUCACCAUCAGAACCAAAGCCAGCACCUUUCUCUGUCCAAAUCGGCUUGUUCUAGUAAUUCCGAGACCAGCAAGGGAUCCGGGCUGUCUCUCUCCCGGUCUGAGAUUCGGGUGAACCGGGUCAAGGCCCGGGAGCGUGCCCGGGAGAGAGCAGCCAAGGAUAAGGAGAAGGAGAGCAACGAGUCAGCUUCACACAUUGCUCACCACCACCAGCAAAACAGCAGCAACUUGAACAACUCCAUUUCUCAAAGCGCUUCGUUCACCGAGCUUCUCACUGGUGGCAUCGGUACCAACAGCAGCAACAACAACAAUAGUCCAACCGCAGCUGCUCAUCAGCAGCAGAGCCACGGCGGCGGCGGCGAGCCCAUUUUGUUCCACAAGGCAGCAGCGGCAGGAGGAGGGGGACCGAUGGAUUACUUCAGUUCCGGACUUCUCGGGCUGUCCUCGUCGACCCGAACCCACCACUCGUCCGGGUUUCCGGGUCAAAUCCAGUUGGGGAUGAACUCCAUUCCGCAGACAAUGUCGGUUGUGUCCCCGUUCAGCGUGUCCGGGGAUCAUCAUCACAACCACAACACGGAGCUUCAGCAUUUCUCGUUUGUUCCCGACCACCUCAUCCCCGUUACGACGUCGUCGCAGCCGGGCAAUGGCGGCGACUACAAUCUCAACUUUUCUAUCUCUUCUUCCGGCGGCCUUGCUGGUUUCAAUAGGGGGACCCUUCAGUCCAAUUCUUCCUCAUCACCGUCUCUUUUGCCUCACCACUUUCAGAGGUUUUCUCCCAUAGACGGAUCAUCCAAUGUACCCUUCUUCAUCGGAGCCGCGGCGGCUCCAACCAUGGAGAACCACCAUCACCACCACCACCAUCAGCAACACCAACAGCAGUUCCCAGCUGGGUUUGAUCGCCGCUUGCAACAUCCCUACGGCGACGGAAGCCGGCAUUCAGACCACAAGGGAAAAACAAAGAACUGA
This is a messenger RNA of Prunus armeniaca (apricot), 1476 nucleotides long. The record is from the annotation of a GenBank genome assembly. NCBI's taxonomy places the organism in Eukaryota, Viridiplantae, Streptophyta, Magnoliopsida, Rosales, Rosaceae.